GGUCAGGCUACAUUUCCUCCACAGCAACACUCCCCUCAGGGUGGACAGCAGUUUUUCAACCAAUCGACCCCUCAGCCUUCACCCGGAGUUCAAAAUCCGAACCCCGCAUUCCCUCAGCAACAAUGGUCACAACCACAACAAAGCUAUCAACCCGGUCAGCAUCCCCCCGGUUAUCAGGCAUCUCUUUCGCAUACGCCUUCCUUUCCUCCCCAACAACCCGUGCAGGCGAGUUACCCUUCGCAGGGACAGGGUGUGCCCCAACAACAACAACAACAGCAAUAUAUCGCUCAGCAACCUAGGGCUGCCCCUCAGAUGGUCUAUGGUGCAGGUGCAGGUGGGAACCGCAAUACGUUGAACAAACCAUUCAAUGCGGCCGGUCAGAGGGAGUGGUCGUUUGGAACCUGUGAUUGCUUCGACGCAUGCGGAACAUGUUUAUUCGCAUGUUGCUGUAGUUGUCUUUCGUAUGGACAGAAUAUGUCUAGGCUAAAACAUUUGGAGUCCCAGGGAAGACCACACCCUACUGGGGGCGACAUGUGCAACGGGGAUUGCUGCGUAUAUCUGCUACUUGCAUAUAUCGGUUGCGAAUGCUUCGCCGGUAUGAGUGGAAGGUCGAGUGUUCGUCGACGAUACAAUAUCCAAGGAGGCGGAUGCGGGGAUUGCAUGUGCCAUACUUUCUGUAUACCGUGUUCGUUGACACAAGAAUCCCGCGAGCUUGGGCUUGAGGAAGGGAGCGAGCUCAGUGGAAAGCGUGGCUGAGCGCAUUUCAUCUGUCCUUUGAGAUCGUCCCCUUUUUUUUUUUUUAGUGGUUUACUUUUGAUCGUCGCCCGCACUCGAUCCACGCCCGUGUUUCUUGUUUCCUUCAUCUCGAGAUGUGGUUGUUUCAAUGCUCUCCGUACAUCGGGAAUGUUUACCGUUUAAGCCUUUGCCUGAGAGAAUGGCAUCUCAUAUUCCCG
This is a messenger RNA of Cantharellus anzutake, 953 nucleotides long. Its product is annotated as PLAC8 family-domain-containing protein. Bases 313 to 756 code for a protein of 147 amino acids. NCBI's taxonomy places the organism in Eukaryota, Fungi, Basidiomycota, Agaricomycetes, Cantharellales, Hydnaceae. The record is from RefSeq and is a predicted model, not a curated record. The transcript has 2 exons.